GAAUUAAAUGACUUUAUUACGGGGGUACUAUACGUUAUAGCAUGGUCAUCAUGUGACUCAUGCUAAGAAACAAAACUCUAUUAAGAUUUUUUUUGUUGCCCAACCAAUGGAUGAUUAUGACUCUAUAAGAAUCUAUUGAGAACACUGAAGAGUCCAUGUAUUGAAGUUCCUUUCUUUUCCUUUUAAACUCCGAGUGAGGGGGAGAGAAUAGUGAGGAGCUGAAAUGAGCAGCAGGAUUGGUUGCUCCAAGGAAGUGAUGAACAGAGUAGCCUGGAGUCCGCUUGAGGACCAGAUUCUGAUAGAUUACAUCAAAAUCCAUGGCGAAGGCAAAUGGGCAAACAUCAACAAGAAAACUGCGUUAAAAAGAAGUGGAAAGAGUUGCAGGCUAAGGUGGUUGAACUACUUGAGACCUGAUAUCAAGAGGGGUAACAUUUCUCUAGAAGAGGAGGAUCUCAUCAUCAGGCUCCACAAGCUCUUGGGCAACAGAUGGUCUUUAAUAGCGGGGAGACUUCCGGGCCGAACAGAUAAUGAAAUCAAGAACUAUUGGAACACAAUUUUGUCCAAGAAGGCGAGAGGUGAACAUCCAAAGCAACCUAAAGACGCCAAGAUGAUCAAGAAAAAUGACAUUAAAUCUUCAUCACCAGCUGAAACCAGUGGAGCAAUCAAGACGAACACACUCAAUUUAUCUAAGAUUCCAGACACACAGCAACCGUUAAAAGUAGCAGCUGAUGCCUUUCUACAUCCUCAAUCAGUGCACGAUAAUGCCAAAGUUGAAGAACAAAAGAGUGAUGAAAUUCAGCAUGCACAAAACCUGGUGAAAGAGUUUAAUGUUGGGGAGCUUUUGCUAUCUGAUGAUACAUCGGAUUCAGAGUUUUGGAAGUUGUGUGACCAGUUUGAGAAUGGCACGGAGGAAGCUAGCCAUGCAUUAGGUUUGGGGCAGUAUCCACUGUUUUCGGAGGAAAUGCUUACGACGGAUUGGAUAUGAUCAGAUGAAAGUUCAUGCUAACAUGGAGGCUUAAUGUACACAUGAUUCUUCCGUCUUGGUGCGUGCAAUGUUGAUUGAGAAUAAUCGAUUUGAGGUUUAUUUUUUCUUGACCUAGUGAGUCUGUGUAUUAGUAGUAGAUUUUUUUUUUAUGUGUUAGUUAUAUGUAUUAAUUAAUUAUUGGUGGUGGUUAUUACCGCAUAAAAAAUGUUAUCUAAC
Messenger RNA from Rubroshorea leprosula, 1201 nucleotides. NCBI's taxonomy places the organism in Eukaryota, Viridiplantae, Streptophyta, Magnoliopsida, Malvales, Dipterocarpaceae. The record is from the annotation of a GenBank genome assembly.